Messenger RNA from Drosophila biarmipes, 877 nucleotides. RefSeq lists its product as uncharacterized. NCBI's taxonomy places the organism in Eukaryota, Metazoa, Arthropoda, Insecta, Diptera, Drosophilidae. The transcript has 2 exons. The record is from RefSeq and is a predicted model, not a curated record. Bases 57 to 461 code for a protein of 134 amino acids.
CCAAUGGCGAUUCAACCUUCGGCGUUCAACGUAAUCCAGGUGGCAACGCUGCGGGAAUGGAACAGGAGAUGCACAAUUUACGUUUCGAGAAUGUUGACCGCCUUUCCAAGCCAGAGAUGAACUUCAAAGAGCUACUCCCAGAAUACAACGGCGAUGGCAACAUAAACGAAUGGUUGAUGGUGGUUAAAAACGUUCGUGAUGUGUUCAAAGUUAGUGAUGACGUCAUGCGGCCAUUAAUUUGCUCACGCUUGAAGGGCAAGGCUAAUGUUUGGCUGUUAUCUCGCCCAUCACUGUUGGCUGGAAGUAUGGACCUAAUUCUGGCACAACUAAAAAUUUGUUUCGGAACCAAGGAUAACGUCUUGGAAAUGCAACGCAAGUUUGAAAACCGCAAGUGGCAGUUCGGCGAGAAGUUUGCUAUCUACUAUUUUGACAAGCUUACCCUGCACAAAACAUCGCUAUGAGUGUUCACGAACUAGUGCAGUACUUGAUAGAUGGCAUGCAAAAUGUACAACUUAAAAAUCAAGCGAAACUACUACGCUUUGCAGUGCCUGCUAAUGUGUUGGAAGCCUUUCAAGAUGUAGAGAAACCCAGAGCUACGGUACAACAAAAUAGGAUGCAAGGAACGUCUUCAUCAAACGCUGCGACCUCGGAACAGAGGGUCAAAUGCUUUAACUGCCCUAGUCUUGGUCAUCUGGCUAAGGACUGCCGUAAGCCAGUAUGGGCUGUAGGAGCUUGCUAUGCUUGUGGAGAAGUUCGACACGUGGCUGGAGAGUGUUCACUGUACAAGAAGAGAGAACAUAGAAACGAAUAUGUAAGACACUUUAAAGUCCAAUUUAAAAAUACGUUACAUUUCUAACAAAUUUUAGUCCCGUUUCAU